Messenger RNA from Phragmites australis (common reed), 2352 nucleotides. Its product is annotated as serine/threonine protein phosphatase 2A regulatory subunit B''beta-like. The transcript has 11 exons. Gene Ontology annotation, cellular component: protein phosphatase type 2A complex. Bases 105 to 1742 code for a protein of 545 amino acids. The record is from RefSeq and is a predicted model, not a curated record. NCBI's taxonomy places the organism in Eukaryota, Viridiplantae, Streptophyta, Magnoliopsida, Poales, Poaceae. Gene Ontology annotation, molecular function: calcium ion binding; protein phosphatase regulator activity. Gene Ontology annotation, biological process: protein dephosphorylation.
GCCCGACUUGGCCACCUCCCAGCGGUCGACGCGAAUUCCCACGGGAUCGCACCGGAGAUCGCUUGCCGGAGCGGAUCAGCGGCGGCUAGUGAUCCGACGCCGGGAUGGCGGGGGCGGGGGCGGCGGAUCUGAGCGCAGCGGCGCACGUGAGCGCGCUGCCGCUGCAGGUUGACCUCAUGCAGCUGCCGCCGGAGGUGCCCGCGCCGGGGGCGCCCGCGCUCCGCGGCGUCCUCGACCGCCUCUUCGCGCACUGGCUCUCGCUCCCGGACACCGCCGCGCUGGUGGGGAACCUUGUGCAGAAGGCCAAGGCGAGCGGCGGCGGUGCGGCGGGGGGGCCGGGGGCCUCCAUGCUGCCGUCGAUGAUGCUGCAGGGGGGCGCCGCCGUGCCUCCGCUCUCCCCGAGGUCGCCGCGGCUCUCGAGGAGGCCCAGCGGGGUCGGAGUCGUCCAGCCCAACCGCUCUGCGUCGCCGCUCCGACCCGCCGCGGCCCGCGCCGCCAAGGAGGUCAUACCGCAGUUUUAUUUUCAAGAUGGCCGGCCACCGCCGUAUGAGGUGAAGAAGCAGUGCAUAUCGACAGUUGAUCAGCUCUUCGCCGGGCAUUCGAAUGGUCUUCGGGCUCAAGAAUUUCGGAUGGUUACCAGGGAACUCUGCAAACUACCGACAUUCUUUACCACUGUUAUGUUUGAAAAGAUUGAUAAGGAGAACACCGGAUUCGUCACAAGGGAGGCCUUCAUUGAUUUCUGGGUGAAUAGCAAUUUGAUGAGUAUGGAUAGUGCAGCCCAAGUAUUCACAAUUCUGAAGCAACAGAAUCACAAUUACCUCACAAAGGAGGAUUUUAAACCGAUUCUUAAAGACCUUUUGGACAACCAUCCUGGCCUGGAGUUCUUAAAGAGCACACCUGAAUUUCAAGAAAGAUAUGCUGAGACUGUCGUAUAUAGGAUAUUCUAUUGCUUGAAUCAAAUUGGAAGUGGCUAUCUAACACUUAGAGAGCUGAAGCGUGGAAAUCUACUUAGUGCUCUCAGGCAUGCUGAUGAAGAAGAGGAUAUUAAUAAAGUUUUAAGGUAUUUCUCGUAUGAGCAUUUCUAUGUGAUAUAUUGCAAGUUCUGGGAGCUGGACACAGACCACGAUUUCUUUAUUGAUAGAGAAAAUCUUAUUAAGUAUGGAAACCAUGCAUUGACAUAUAGGAUUGUAGACAGAAUUUUCUCAGAGGUUCCUAGGAAAUUUACCAGCAAGGUUGAAGGGAAAAUGGGCUAUGAAGAUUUCGUUCAUUUUAUAUUGUCUGAAGAGGACAAAUCAUCUGGGCCAAGCCAGGAAUAUUGGUUCAAAUGUAUAGAUUUGGAUGGCAAUGGCAUACUCACACACAAUGAACUACAGUUCUUUUUUCAAGAGCAGCUUCAUCGCAUGGAAUGCAUGGCCCAGGAACCUGUUCUAUUUGAGGACAUCUUGUGUCAGCUCAUUGAUAUGAUUGGACCUGAGGAUGAUAGCUUUUUGACAUUGAAAGACUUCCGAAGGUGCACACUGUCUGGGCAUUUCUUUAACAUCCUCUUUAAUCUGAACAAAUUUAUGGUCUUCGAAGCUAGGGAUCCAUUCCUCAUCCGCCAAAUGCGUGAAGAGCCAUCAUUAACAGACUGGGAUCGUUUUGCACGAAGAGAGUAUGUAAGAUUGGCGACGGAAGAAGAUGGUGAAGAUGCUUCCAAUGCAAGUGGAGAUGUUUGGGAUGAGUCACUUGAAUCUCCUUUCUAGAUUGAAUACGUUGUGGCAUUUGGGGAAGACAUGUCAGAUCAUUCACAUAAUAAUCUCAAGGCGAAACCGUGAUGGCGGUAAAACAUCAAACAGUUACUUGAUAUCUCAUCUCUACAGAAACUAUAGUUGAGACAGCUGCACACUUUCUGGCACCAUCCAAAUUUUGACAUAGAAGCAAAGACAAAUACUUCCAUCUAGUUUGUUGUGGAGUCCAUUUGGUACUUGGUGACAGUGAGGUUUAGUAGCACUCGCAUCCAUAGUAUUGCUGUUAUACUUCAAUCGAUUGAUUCAUGGCAGCAACAGGCACAGGGCACCUUGUGAUUAUUCUGAAGGCACAUUCAAAGUCUAGUGACAAAUAAGGAGAAGAGCAUGAGUCCUUGCAGUGGAUGCAAUCAUCAUAUGGUAGAUCUGGCACCACAAAUAUUUGUUUCUCAUAGUGUUUUUAUUAGAUAUCUGUCAAUAUUCUUUCUUUGUUCAAUAAUGCCAUCGAGAAGACCAUUCUUUCUUGUGUAUUUUGUAUCUUUGUUAGAUUGUAGUCACAUGAACAAUGAGCUGUAAUACUAUCACACAGGAUUUAUUUUUAUUUUUCUAAUGCACUGUUUAGACGUAA